UUGUAAAUGAUUUUGGGAGUCCUGUGUCGAAAAUGGCGACUGCUGUAGACUACGGUAGGAUGUACACCCCAGACAAGAUGUAUACGGGGUACAACACAGAUACAAGGGUGGGGGACGAAGUUGUCACUCAAGGGUUAGCUCAAGAUUUAGAAGCUUUUUACAAUAAAAGUGAUUCUUCAGGAGAUAGAGCCAAAGCUUUGGAGUUAUUGUCGUCCUUAAGACUUGGAGGGGAACGUCAGCAAGAACCAUAUCCACGACCCCAUACUGCCAUGCCAACAGUUGGAGGCCAAUACCAUUCAAAUCCAUAUGUCACGUCAUACACUAGGGAUUAUCCCAUGAAGGAGCAACCAUUCACAGGAGCAACAAGACCAAUGACAUCGCAUGGUUUUAGAAAUGGGCCAAUAGGAGAUACUACUUAUGCAGAAGAAUAUAAAGAUAAGCCAAACAGGCCAGCAUCACCAAUCAGAAGUGGAUCAGCAUCUGGACAAAGAAAUAACAAUCCACAUCCAUUACAGGCAUUUAUGGUAUGGCGAUUUCCAACAAAGACUAUGGCAGAACCCAAACCUAGUCCCUGGUCAGAGGAGUUGACAGAUGAUAAAAUUAACCAAGUACACAAACGGUUAUGUCAGUCCACUUACCAGACAGAUUAUCUAGGAAUUCCUCAGGGUUUUCAAUUAAAAAGUGCCUAUACUCUGCCACCUGAUUGGAAAGCAGACAUUCCUUACACAUUAGACAGUGUAGCAAGAUAUUCUUAUCAAAACCCAACACAACCAGAACAAUUAAAACUUCCUAUCUCAAGAUAUGGCAGUAAUAAAAAGAAAAGUAUGGCUGUUAAUGGUACUAUACCAACAGCGUCAUUAAGAUAUAAUCAUAUAAAACAGAGAACAACAUAUGACAAACACUACAAUGAUAAUUCUGGUGCCGUUGUACAACAAAUUAAAGAUGUCGGUCGUAAACUUGGAGCCGAAACUCUGAAAAAAUAUUAUGAAAAAGCAGCACCAGAAGAAAUAAUUUCCCAGAAUGUUGAUGGUGAUGAAUAUGGGAACCUGUACAGUGAACCCAAACCAAGGUUUAAAAUGUCACAAGGUUCACCACUAUGUGGGGCCAUAAAGUUCCCUCCAAUACAACAGGUAUCUCGAUUAGACCGAAUAUCAGAUUAUGAAGGUCCAGUUAUUGUUUAGAGACUUAAAUAUAAAAUCUACAUUUAUUUUAUCAGCUAGAUUCAUAAGGCUCACCGCUGUUUAAGGAAGAAAAAAUGAAGUCAUUUGAAGGCAUAAACAAAUUAGAAUUUUAUAUCUUGUGGUAUUUUACCUAUAUAUGUCUUAUUUGAGAAUUGUAUAUAAGGAGUAGGAAUUUCAAAAAUGUAAUAUAUGCAGCACGGGUUUCAAAGGUGCCCUCAAAUGUAUCUAUUAAAUCUAUCAUGUCUUAAUACCUUCAUUAUUGCUUCAUCGUUUUUGCUUGGAAUAUGUAUAUAUAUACAUAUGUAUAACAAGUCUAAAAGGGUACAACAUCACCAAAAAAUAAUAAAAUCAUGAACAAAUGUUAGAUAUUUUGGAUAACUAAUAUCCUUCAUCAGUAAGAUGUAAAAUGAAUCUUAAUAUCUUGACAUGUGGUAGUCAAACUGAAAUGAUAAUCUUGAUCGCUAUACAAAUUAUCAAUAAUCAAUACGCUGGUAAAUUUUUUAUACAUAUGUAUAUAUAUAGAUUGUCAAAGUUUUAUUGGGAAUAUAGUCUUAAGUCACUUAAAAACAAUUAAUUUUCUUUAAUUAAGCAUUUAAACAUGUCUCAGUUUAUAUCUGUAAAUGAUUUGAUUGUAAAUCUUUAUAUUAAAGACAUUUGUUGAGUUUAAUCGUUAUUGGUUGGUUUAUGAGGUAAAGUUUGAGAUUUUUAUGCUUUUUAAGGUUUUGGGAAUAUCUUACAAAAUAUUUUUGGUAUUAAAUUUGUUUGUUUAGAUUAUUAUCACAUACUUUUCAUAAUUUUAUUUUAACUAUUUUAUCCAUGAAGGCAUUUGAAGAUUUUUAUGUAUACUUUUAUGUUUGCCAUUAUUAUUAUUAUUUUAAUAAAAAUAACAUUAAUAUCUGCAUCAUGUUGUACAGUUAAACAUUUAUUUUUAAGGUGUUUAGAAUUAAACAAAAUUAGGACAACAUUUAUGCACAAUUCAAAAGCUAGAAAUAUUUUUAUAUUUUUGAAUAUGACAAUAAAAGUUAAUAGUGCAACAUUUUUAAAAAAAUGCUAUUUUAAAUACACAUUUUGCAUAUUAACAGACAAUUAUUAUAUUGGUUGCAAUGAAAUACCAUAAUUUUUACCUGUGAUUUUAACAACAAAAUUAUGUUUUUAUAUUUUUUAAUAUGACAAUAAAAGAUAAAAGUGCAACAUUUAUGAUAAACUUGCUAUUUUGAAUACACAUUUUGCAUAUUAACAGACAAUUAUUACAUUGGUAGCAAAGACAUACCAUAAUUUCCCUGUGAUAUUGAACCAAUAAUUUAACAACAAAAUUAUACAAGUUUAAUGUACAGAGCAUCUAUAGUUGAAGGAAUUUUAAUCUGUCCCAUUAAAAAUUUGUAAUGCUCUAUCUUAAAUGAUUAUUGUCACAAAAAUACGGACUUUAGGUAAUUAUAUUUGCAUCAAUUUUAUAUCAAAAGUGAAAAGGCCAGGAUUACUGAGGUUGAACUUGUAAUAAUGGCUCCUUUUUUGCAUAUUUUUCAUUUUGAUAAAUUUACACCAUUAUAACAAACAUUUUAUAAAUAUAUAUUUGUAUAUUAGAACAGAUAGUGCAAUAACGAAAAAUAGUAUAAGAACAAAAUAAUGCAACAUUAUGUUUAUGUAAAAGUAUCAGUAAUACAUAUUAUUUUGAAUAGCAUUCUGUUGUAUGAAUUAAGAUUUACAAUUUCUAAAAUAUUUCGGUGAAUUUUCGUUUUUAAUGAAAUUGUGAAUUUCGAAAAAAAAGUUCCUGAAACCCACAGAAAAAGCAAACGAUUUGACUGCAUACAGGUAGUUAGAUUUUAUUGUACCUCAUUUGAUGUAAUUGUACUGCCAUCUUAUUGUUGGAAGUGCAAUUAAUUUGACCCCAUGGUCUAUUAAAUCAAUCUGAAAAAGCAAAAAAUGUCUUCUUUUCAAACCAUGUUGCACCAGUAUUUCCAAAAGAUUCUACAUGGAUUUAUCUGUAAAUCAUAUUUAUAAGUUAAACAUGCUUAGUUAUACAUGUACAACAAAUCCUUUUUUCUGUUUACAAAAGGGAAAUUUAUUGGAAAAAAAAGAUUUACUUAUUUAUGUACUAUGAACUAGAAUGCAAAUCGUUCGUGAAUUCCUUCGAUAAUGGUAAAAUUCUGGUAAAAUUGUUAGAAUCCUGUGACUUUGAUAUAAGGAGUUAAGUAUUAGAACAUAUUAAAAUGUAAUUAUAAUGUUUUCCAAUAUAAUAUCAUAUUUUGUAUACUUUACAUUUGUCUUCUUAACUUAAGUUAUUAGCCUUAUCUUGUGCAUUUAAGUACAAACUACUUUGAAGAGUAAAAAAAAAUAAUGCAUUUUUAAUGUACUCAGAUUUGUCAGGUUUAUGUAUAUUGCUUUUUUAUUGUGUUUUUUUUUCAAAGACAUUUUUACUUUUACUUAAAUGCACCUUUCUGUACUUGAAUCAGUAUUAUUUCCUUGAACACUUGGACGUGGUUCAUAUUGUUGUCUGUUUAUUUGUAAUGUAGGUCAGUGGGUUUGUAAAAGAAUUUUUUAAGAAUCUACAAAGUUAAUUAAAGAGAUUUUGUAAACAUGCUUUGUAUUGAUUACAUUGUGAAAUAUCUAAUUCAUGAGAUAUGUCUUCACUUUGAAUUUUAAAUCUUGAAUGAAAGGAAAAAAAACAAUUUGUAAAAGCUAAUGAGAAUUUUUUUUUUACCAAUUACUAUAGCAGGUUUCAAAGCAUGCAGAAGUUUGUUUUUUGGGUUAAGUUAUUAAAAGAUACUGCAUGUCGAUCAUAAAAGACAAGAGAUAGAUCGGAAGUUUGUAUGGGUGCAAAAUUAAAUGAUUUUUUUGUGUUAAUCAAGUAUAUUCUUUCUCUGCUCUGUUUAGUGCUUUUUAAAUGCCAAUUGGAUUUCAGAGUCUAUUUCCUUUUUUUCACCGCAUGACUUUUUCAAAGAUUGGCCAGAAAUUGGGUACUAUUUGUAUACCGAAAGCUUUACUUUUGACUUAAAUUAAAUUAAAAAUGUCUUUUUCCAACAAUGUUUUUAAAUAUUUGAUUCUUUUUAAAAAUGGCUUUACUGAAACGAAAAUUAAGGGAGUUUUUAUGCCUUAAUUCUUUUUAUAGAUCUGCUUCACUAAAGACUGCAGUCUUUGUUGUUAACAAUGUCUUUGAAACAUAGAAGGAAAUUUUGUAAAUUAUUUGAUGUUGUCAAGAUAAAUCAGGGUUUGUAUUAAUGUUGUAACGGUGUACUAUAUAUCUAAACUAAAUUUAUAGAGAAUCUCAUAUUGAAUUGUUUAGUUCUAGUCGCUGUAUAAGUUUGUUCUAUGGUGCCCCAAAUAUAUUUUAUUAUAAUUGAUUUUGCUAACAUAUGAAUUUCUUCAGAAGGGCUGUUCCAGAAAAAAAUAAAAUGGGGAGACUUGGAAAGCACAUUUUCAAAACCAAUAUAUUUUUUUUUAGGUUGUACUUCAUGGUUAUAUAUGUUCUAAACACAACCCAUAGAUAUGUAUAUGUAAUUGUCUUCAAAAUCUCCAAAUAACAUUUACUGAACAGUCUUUCAAAAAUAUUCUGCAUCAAAGAAUGUUUUUAAAUAUUGUAUUCAUAUUUCAAAGGUAAGUAAAAAUGUAAAAAAAAUAUUUUAUAAGAAUAGAAAGUAUAUUUUAUAAAAACAGCAAAAAUAUUUUAUAAAAACAAUAAGAAUAUGAAAUAAAAACAGUAAAAGUAUUCAUGAAUUGAGUGAUGUAUAAGAGACAUUAUAGAAAUUAGUACCAACUAGAAUUGCUAAUAUUUUUAGCUUCACCCUUUUAGUUUGAGGCUAUGAGGUCAGAAAGAAAACACCCUCUUACUUGAGGUUCGUUAAUUGUUGAAUAUAGUUGUAAUUUAGAAAUUAUAGCUGUUGCACAUCACUAUAUAAAGUGUCAAAGAGUAGUAUGAUAUGCUCAAUUUCCAAUUUUAUUUCUGUGAUAAUCUCAUUUUUGCUAGAUAAUGUUUUUUUUUCCUGCUUUUUUGCUAUAUUUGUUUUUUGACAUUUAUUUUGUCAUUUCUAUAAUGUUAUCUGUGAUAUAAAGAACGCAAGUAAAAUAAAAUGUUUCAUUGAAAUUUCAAUGAAGAAAACUA
Messenger RNA from Mytilus californianus (California mussel), 5277 nucleotides. RefSeq names its product testis-expressed protein 26-like. The transcript has 8 exons. Gene Ontology annotation, cellular component: cytoplasm. Lineage: Eukaryota; Metazoa; Mollusca; Bivalvia; Mytilida; Mytilidae. Bases 33 to 1181 code for a protein of 382 amino acids. The record is from RefSeq and is a predicted model, not a curated record.